AUGUGUCAGUUGCUGCCGAGCCGCCGCCGCGUCAUGUUGCGUCUAUCGCUGCUACUCGUGCUCCUCACGCACCGGACCCCCGCCUACGUCACCGACCCGCCAUCCUUCGCGGACAGACUCGACAAACUUUACGAAAAGCUAGAAAAGUUAACCAUUCCAUCCGAGUCAUCUCUAGCUUUAAGUUCAACUCCUGAAGAUAAGCUUUAUGCGAAGUUAGACCGGUUGAAUUCCCUAGGACCCGAUGACAGGGAGUUGACAGAUGAUGAUGAGGAGCUGUUGUCUGCGAUGCAGCUGUGGGGGAUGCUCAGUGCAGAGCAGUUAGAGGGAGUGGUGAAAGAGUUGCAGCAUAUGAAGGGAGAAGAGAAGAGUGAAAGGCUGACUGACGGAGAGUACGCUGAUGGCGAAUGGAUUGACGAGGAUCUCCAAGAAAUAGGCGAGGGUGACUACCCCAUGGACGCGAAUGAGGAGUGGGCAGACGUAGACCCUGAGGCCUCUACCAGCAGGCCAGCGUUGGUGACACCAUCCGCCUUCACCAAGCAAGAACACCUCUACAGGGAGGUGGUGUCUGCUGUAGACCCCAUCGCUGCCACCAACGAGAGACCUAGGAUUCUUGAUGACUCGGCACUGACACCACUGGAGCGCGCAACGAUCCGGCGAGCUGCGCUGGCGCACAUCGGCUCGGUGGUGCGCUCCAGCAAGUGCCUGACGCCGCAACCGCGCUGGUUGUCUGUUAGACAACUGGCUCCUGCUGCUGACACUGUAUACAUGCCACCCUGCGUGCAGCUCCACCGCUGUACUCCUGACUCCGGCUGCUGCUACAACGAGGGAGAGGUCUGCGCUCCGGUCGACGGGAAAUAUGUCACAAUACCUUUCUAUCUAAACAAAGCAGACGGCAACUUCACAGUGGCCCGUAUGCUGUUCUUCAAUCAUACUCGAUGCGCGUGUGUCUCUCGCGACACUCUCACCACAGUCAGGGCUCGGGAACACCGUCACUCCACACAGGUGGUGCGGAGGGAGAGCCAGCCGGACGCGGUGGAGUGGCGCUCCACUGAAGAGCCAAGGCUAGAAAGAGAUGAAGAGCCCACAGCACCGCCGCAGUUGCGCAGAUGCACAUGUCCAGUUCUCUUUCUCGCCCGGAUAACAGAGUCAGGGGUGUGCACUUGUGUCUGCGAGUGGCCUGAACCUAACCGCCGCCGGGACUGUCAACUGCUAGCCAAGGGUCGGGAGCACUUCGGGCUGAGGGACCGUGUAUGCGUCGCCCAUGGUGACUGCACACCACCGACCUGCGAGUAUGGAGCAUACAUCCGCACCAAUGGCAGGUGCCCCCUUCGAAGAUAUCGCAGAAUCCGGUACCAUCGAGGGCGGGUGGAAAAAACGGAGGUCUGAGCGUUUUAGUUGGGUUUGAAGGUAUUAUUGAAUUGGGCAUCUUCGGUGUAACUGAUGAUGGAGUCAUAUUUUGUUGUCACUGAUAACCUUGUCGUUUUAGGGUAAGGGCUACCUUUGUCGUCUUAAUGCUAAUGCUGUUGUCAAGCCAUUAUGUAUAAAGUGGUCUUUCCUUCACGCGUUUAUUCUUUAAGUAAUAACUAUGAAAUUGUGCCAUAGGAAGGAAGAUUAUUUAAUUAUUAUAUCGAGCUGUUAUUAAAAACCUAAUUUAAAUACAAGAACAACACACACUCAAAUAGAUUAUAUUAUGUUCGGAUACUUCAGUAUAUUGCAGCUGAUGAUAAAUAUUUUGUCUUUGAUAUUAAUUCCUUGCCGUUGGCCCCGGCUGUAUUAGCAGUCGUUAAUAACCAUCAAUCCGCACUGGGCCCGCGUGAUGGUUUAAGGCCCGAUCUCCCUAUCCAUCCAUAGGGAAGGCCUGUGCCUCAGCAGUGGGGACGUUAAUGGUCUGAUGAUAAUUAAUUCCUUGAAAAGUAGACUUUUUUUAUAGAAUUAAAUAAAUAACUGGUAGUUAAUAAUCAUGUACGCGGAACUUAUAGCUAUAUCAGAAGCAUUGGCUUAUAUCAAUUCGGUAGAUGCUAAUUUUGCAAUAUUAUCGGACUCAAAGAGUGCCCUACAACAUUUGCCUCGUUGUGCUUCAAAACUUAGAGGUGUACCAAUAGCUUCAAUUGUAGAUUCUAUCACAACAUUGAUGCUUAAAAAUAAAAUUGUUACACUGCAAUGAUUCCUGCACACAUCGGCAGACAUCUUGCCGAAACAAGCUGCAGUUGAUGGAGAUGAUUAUCAUUGUUCACCACUAUUCUCUGAAUAUCUAUACAGGGUGUUAGUGACAUCGUAACGAAAACAUUGAGGGAUGAUUCAGACCAUGAUUGAAUGAAAAUUCCACUUGAUAUCAACUCAGAAUCUUGGUCUGAAUCAUCCCUCAAAGUUUUCGUUACGAUGUCACUAACACCCUGUAUAUACCUACAAAGGCUUGGUUUACGUGGAGUAUUUUGACGAGAGAUCGCUCACUAAAGGAAUAUGGUAUAAAAUAUGCUACUUUUUAUAUUUAUGUUUAUUAUUAUUUAUUUUUUCUAUGGACGUUAUUAUGGUCUGAAAAUAAAUUAUUUGAAUUAGAAAACCUUGCAGCCCAGCAUUCCUAGUGAUAGUUGGUACGAGGGUCACAGCCCUCACGCUUCGCUGGUCACUUCCCGUUAAAUAGUUUUGCUUAUCUAAUGGGUAAAGUGCAAUCCUCUAGGUGUUCUGAGUGUGACGUGAUUGAAGAUACUUUUCAUAUCCUCAUGGAGUGUGACCGCAACGAGGUCGAAAGAGUUAAGAGUUAGUUAGUUAGUUUUUUCUGCAGAAUAAUUAUUUAAGAAACAAUGUUGGUCUCUGUAGUAGCAUUCUAGCUUUCCCGACAUCUGUGGAAGUUAGAGGUCUAUGCAGAGUCGUUCAGAAGGGCGUAGAACGUAGAUCAUAAGUAGCAUUUUAGUUUUUGCCUCGAUUGAAACUAGAUUUUUUAAGGUGAUUACGUGGUUUUCACAAUAAAGCAAUGAUAUAAGCUAUUUCUCCCUUUAAUUUUGUGGUUGCUUAUAGCUUAAUAUUUAGGAAACAAAGCAUUUACUCUAUGCUGCCCUAUAUUCGCAGACUUAAAUAUUAUCCAAGAUGGACUGUUUAUCAUGGUUUUCUAAAUGUACGACAUCUCUGAAGUGAUAUGCCUUUCCUGAGAAUUAGUGAUGUUCCGAAUAUCCGUAUCCGUAUCCGCGGAUAUCCGAGAUAAAAGAAAAAUCCGUAUCCGUAUCCGUGUCCGUUACUUUUCACGCGGAUCUUUUACGGAUCUUUUUCAGGUGAUUAAGUAGAAUUAGGUAUUAAAUAAAAAACUAUAAAAUUCCACUCAAAUUGUUUUUAUUUCCUAAAAUCAAAUAUUUGGCACCUUUAUAUUGCAAAAAAAUAGAUAGAUAGAUCUUUACAAUGAAAGCAAGAUAAAAUAUCACUUUUAUAACAAUGAAAUAACUAAAACUUUAAUCUUUUUUUUUAAGAAAAUAAAGAUCCGUAUCCGCGGAUCUUUACACUAAAUAUCCGUAUUCAGAUCCGUAUCCGCGGAUAUACAUUUUUAACGAUCCGGCACAUCACUACUGAGAAUGUACACAAAGUGAGAAUAUUUCCGUUGUAAAAACUCUCUAAUAGUAAGCAUACUGGCUGCUUUUUUUUUUUCAAAUUACUCUGCCCUGUACUCUGUUCUUACACAUAACUUUUGGGCCUUUUUACUGUCGCCGGGAACGUUUCGAACGUGUGAAAGUUGAACAUUCAGGGAACUGCGCAUCACUGCCUCUGACUCUGUAUUUGUACCUACGCAGCAUAAUUAUGCAAAGUUCUUCUGCUUAAUUUUAGUAACUAGUUAUUCUCUUCAUGUGUCUUAUUUAAAGUUUCAAUGGUUAUAGUAUUGGAAAGCGCUUUUGUUUUUUGGAAUCAGCGUAGACUAAGAACAGCGGCGAGAUGCACGCUUCUUGAUAACACUAAAAACUUAACUUUAUGACCUACCAUUGCAUUAAAGUUUAAUCUCCACCAAAGAUUAGGCCGGGUUUCCCCUGACGCGGAGAUGGGCGGAGAAGAGCGGAGAUGUGCCGAUUUGACCAAUCACAGCGUUCGAGAGAGCGAAAAACGAAGACGCUCUGUCACUUUCUCCCUCACGGUGAUUGGUCGAUUCCUGCACAUCUCCGCUCCUCUCCGCAUAGCUCCGCGUCAAUGGAAACGCAGCCUUAGACCGCAGCGCAUUGAGCCCCCGCGAUCAACUCUCUCUGUUACCUUUCCACGCUGAAAUCACUGAACCGAUUAAGAUAAAAUUUGGCAUGGAGAUAGUUUGAAACCUAAGAAAGAACAUAGGGUAGCUUUAGUCUUGAUAAUCCCCUAAGGAGAUGAGGAGGGGGGUGGGAAAACGUGGCGCGCGCGAUAACCGAUUACGGAAAUAUAGUGUGUCAUACUUAUUUAUUCGUUUUAAUAAUAGCGAGAUAUUUUUAGGUAUUAUGUCGAAGGAUUAAGUACCUAGGUACCUACACUUUCAACUCAAGAUUGAUAAUAUUUCAAUUAAGUAUUUUGUGAUCAUAAUGUCUUUGCCUAUUUACAUUUGCAUAAUAUUACUUUAUUACCUACUUAAUAAUGUACUUUAAACUAUUAUGGAUGAGAUUCAACUUAAUUUUAAGUAAGUUUGUAAAUAUAUUUGUGAGCAAUUGAUUAAACGUUUUUUUU
This is a messenger RNA of Pectinophora gossypiella (pink bollworm), 4665 nucleotides long. RefSeq lists its product as uncharacterized. Lineage: Eukaryota; Metazoa; Arthropoda; Insecta; Lepidoptera; Gelechiidae. Gene Ontology annotation, molecular function: growth factor activity. The record is from RefSeq and is a predicted model, not a curated record. The transcript has 6 exons. Gene Ontology annotation, biological process: hemocyte migration. The coding region runs from base 1 to 1386 and encodes 461 amino acids. Gene Ontology annotation, cellular component: membrane.